UGGUGAAUUGAAAACGCUCACCUACCCACCAAGGCAUCAAAACCAUCUAACAUCUCAAGACCGCAAGAUAAUCUACCUACCAAAGCCUCAAUUAUUGUGGCUAAUGAAAAGUGCAUCAUAAACAUAAUUCACAAAGAGAGAAUUUCAUCCAAUUUGUUCAUGGAAAACCAGCCACCAUCAUCUGCAACAUCAAAGGCUUCUGAAGUAGACACACCCCUUCAAUCAAUUGGCUUUGAGAUUGAAGACUUGUCACCACAAAGGGUAGCUGGCCAUCUCACUGUUACUCAAAAGUGCUGCCAGCCAUUCAAGGUUUUACAUGGAGGGGUAUCAGCAUUGAUGGCAGAGUCUUUGGCAAGCAUAGGAGCACAUAUGGCUAGUGGUUAUCAAAGAGUGGCUGGGAUUCAACUCAGCAUCAACCAUUUGAAACGUGCUGAGCUUGGUGACUUGGUCUAUGCUGAAGCCACCCCUCUUAACGUUGGCAAAACCAUUCAGGUGUGGGAGGUUAGAAUCUGGAAGAUUGAUCCUUCAAACUCACAAAAGAGAUCCCUGAUAUCAUCAUCCAGGGUUACUCUAGUAUGCAACAUGCCUGUCCCAGAUAAUGCAAAAGAUGCUGGCGACAAACUCAGGAAGCAUGCAAGGCUGUGAAUAUUCCUGUUGUUUGAUUUACCUUGGCAAAACUUUUGUUGUAAUCUGAAAUACCAUUAGGAAAGGAUUGUUGGAGAUACACAAAGUAACACCUUCACCAUGGUCAUAAUUUGUAACUUAAAUGGAAGGAUACAACUCCUUAUAAUUACAAAUGGAAGACGAAAACCUACUUGAGAGCCAACAC
This is a messenger RNA of Gastrolobium bilobum, 829 nucleotides long. Its product is annotated as 1,4-dihydroxy-2-naphthoyl-CoA thioesterase 1-like. The transcript has 3 exons. The record is from RefSeq and is a predicted model, not a curated record. The coding region runs from base 160 to 645 and encodes 161 amino acids. Gene Ontology annotation, cellular component: peroxisome. Gene Ontology annotation, biological process: phylloquinone biosynthetic process. NCBI's taxonomy places the organism in Eukaryota, Viridiplantae, Streptophyta, Magnoliopsida, Fabales, Fabaceae. Gene Ontology annotation, molecular function: 1,4-dihydroxy-2-naphthoyl-CoA thioesterase activity.